Molecule: messenger RNA, 1507 nt
Organism: Populus trichocarpa (black cottonwood)
Lineage: Eukaryota; Viridiplantae; Streptophyta; Magnoliopsida; Malpighiales; Salicaceae
Product: nicotinate-nucleotide pyrophosphorylase [carboxylating], chloroplastic
Exons: 11
Coding region: 207-1268 (353 amino acids)
Biological process (GO): NAD+ biosynthetic process; quinolinate catabolic process
Cellular component (GO): cytoplasm
Molecular function (GO): nicotinate-nucleotide diphosphorylase (carboxylating) activity
Source: RefSeq, a predicted model, not a curated record
CUUUAAUAAUAAAUAAAAAGGGCUGCCUCCCCGAUUUGUUCCUUUUCAGUUACUUGUUAUAUCUAGCGUUAGGAAACACCCUCCUCUCGGGACUCGGACAGGCUUUCAAUCUCUCGCUACUGAACUAGUUGCUGCAAACGUGGAGGGUUGGUGUCCAUUUUUUAGUAGCCCACACACUUUCAAGAGCUCCAGGAAAAUAUACAAUUAUGUCUCGGAUCAUUUUUAGUUCUCCAUCAACGCUACCACAAUUAUAUUCAACUUCAAGGCGGAUUGUUAAAAUGUCUGUGGCUCAAACCAUAAAUCCUGGAGUGUCUUUCCGGUCGAUGGUAGUGAAACCUCCUUCACAUCCUACAUAUGAUAUGAAGGGUGUUAUUAAGCUGGCACUCGCUGAAGAUGCUGGGGAUCGAGGAGAUGUGACUUGUUUGGCAACAAUUCCUUUUGACAUGGAAGUGGAAGCCCAUUUCUUGGCAAAGGAAGACGGCAUCGUUGCUGGAAUUUCACUUGCAGAGAUGAUAUUUCAUGAGGUUGAUCCCUCUCUAAAGGUAGAGUGGUCUCAGAAGGAUGGAGAUUAUGUUCAGAAAGGACUGCAGUUUGGAAAAGUAUCUGGACAAGCACACAAUAUUGUUGUUGCUGAAAGAGUGGUGCUCAAUUUUAUGCAGCGGAUGAGCGGAAUAGCAACUCUGACUAAGACAAUGGCUGAUGCGGCACGCCCAGCUUGCAUUUUAGAGACACGAAAAACGGCUCCAGGUUUACGUUUGGUUGAUAAGUGGGCGGUUCUAAUUGGUGGAGGGCGAAAUCACAGAAUGGGUUUGUUUGAUAUGGUUAUGAUAAAAGAUAAUCAUAUAUCAAUAGCUGGAGGUAUCAUAAAUGCCAUCAAAUCUGUUGAUCAGUAUUUAGAGCAACAAAACCUUCAAAUGGAGGUUGAGGUUGAAACCAGGACUCUUGAGGAAGUAGAUGAGGUGCUACGUUAUACAUCUCAAACAAAGUCAUCCUUGACCCGGAUAAUGCUAGAUAAUAUGGUUAUACCACUACCAAAUGGGGAUGUUGAUGUAUCUAUGCUUAAAGAUGCUGUGGAAAUGAUCAACGGGAGAUUUGAGACUGAGGCAUCGGGCAAUGUUACUCUUGAAACUGUACACAAAAUUGGACAGACUGGGGUAACCUACAUUUCCAGUGGUGCACUGACACAUUCUGUAAAAGCACUUGACAUCUCCCUCAAAAUUGAUACGGAGUUGGCACUUCAGGUUGGAAGGCGCACAAAACGAGCAUGAUUUUCGUUGCAAUUAUUCCACACUGGUAAAUUUGGUUUCAUCCAUGAUACAAAAGGAAUGAGCCCCGCUCCCUAAGGCGUUGUAGAAGAACCUCGCUUCAUGGACAAUUUCAUGCUACAGUAGAGUUUUUUUUUUUGUGGGAAAUGUACUAUACAUUUUGAAAUAUUCUGUUAAAUAUGCUGUUAAAUAUUCAAAUAUUCAAAAAAUAAAAGGAUGCAUGGGGUCUUGCUGUUCUUCCA